UUAUUAUAAUAUUUAUUAAAGUAAAACAAUUAAGAUUUAAUAUUGAGUUGUAACAAUAUUAAUAUAAAAUGAUUUAGCAUUUCUCAUAUUAUAUAUAAAUUAGGGUUAAAAAACUGUAUUUCUUUCCACUAAUCAAGUCUUAUUAUCACUCUCUCAUCUCAAAGAAAAAAAAAAGCUGCAACUUGAGAAAUUGUGAAAGAAUGGAUUUGGAGUUAGCAUGGAAUCAAAUGUCAGCAAACAUUUUCAAGAAUUUACAUGAACUGGUCAAAAAAUCAAAAGAUCCUAAAAGCAUUAUGGAAUUAGCAAAAGAUUAUCGCUCUCUUCUCAAGGCUGCAUCAACAAUUUUGGGGUGUAAAGACGAGAUUCAAUCGAAAAUGAUUGUGUUGAUAAAACAAGCUCACUGUCUCAACAAGCGUGUGGAUGAUUUUCAUGACAAAUUACACCAAAACUACAACAUUCCACAUUUUGGUGAGACUGAAUCUUUCAAGGAUUACUUGAAAGAUUUACAAGAGUUUAUGACAAUGUGGAAGGAAGAAACCGAAAAAGGAAGAAGAAAAGGCGAAAAGAGUUUGAUUGAGUGGCUGCAAGAGCUUGAUCAAUCUCAGAGAAAGAUUACUUUUGAGGCCAUGAAGAAUGUGGUGAUUGAUCUUGGCAUUAAUGUCUCUAAAAUCAUCACUGAUUUUCUGUUAUUGGUGGUGAUUUUGGGUGAUAGGAAACACAUAAUCAAGAAUCUUGAUGAUUUCAAGGCUAUGAUAAAACUACUAAGUGUUGAGAAGAAUAAGGACAAUUCUAUUGUGAUCAAGGCUUUCUUAGGUGUGAUCCAAUUAGUAGAAACAACAAUGGGAAAGAGAAAGGGCUUGAAUGGGAACAGAGGAGAAGAGACUGAGAUUGCGGGCAAGAUAGAACUCGAGAUCAUGAGAAUGAUUCUUAAAGAAAUUUUGAGACUUGAAGUUGCUCUUUGUUGUCCUGAUUUGGUUAUGGUGUUAACAGAUGAGGUGUACUUAUCUAUGGGAAUUCAUCUCAGAAAUUUCUUUGGGACCAAAUUGAAUGAUGUGAAUAUGAAGAUGAAUGCGCUGAGGAUGGAAGUUGCUUUGUUGUCUUUUGUCCAAAGUCAUAAAGAUGAAAAUGAAGUUGAAUUUGUUAAGGAAACAAUGGCUAUAGAAGUUCAGAACAUAUGGAACAAACUUGACCUUUAGUACUAAUCAUGCAAUUAAGAGUUUGUUUGUAUGAAUUUUAAUGAAGAUUGUCUUUGAGUUUGAUCUUUGCUCUGAAUCCUUUCAUAAUGUUUAUUCUUGAAUUUUAGAGUUGCACGUAAUUCCUGAAAUGACUAAUUAAUUAUAUUUUUCCUCAACAAAUCCUUGAUAUUCAGAUCAUUUCCAAACCAUUUCAUGAAGUGACAAAUUUUGUGUCGUAAGAAAUAAACGACAUGUCGUGUAGUAACUGAUGAUCCAAUUCACACACAUCUCUUAGCAUGGAGAUAUGUCAACAAAAACAUUUCCAUGAAGUUCAAAGAACUGGAAAACUCAGAAGAUUUUCAAUACUUCUUGGAAAUAGCACAUGAAUACAGGUCCUUGCUUGUUGCUGCAUCAGCCCUUUUGGGGAAUAAUGAAGAUGGUCAUGAGAAAUUCACACUCGAAUUCAUAGACAUGACGAAUCAAGCCGAGUGUCUUAGCAAACACGCCGAUGAGUUUUAAGACAAACACUUCAAGUACAACAUUCCAUAUCUUGAUCAUCACUGUUUCAAGGAUUACUUGAAAGAUUUGCAAAAGUUCAUGACAAUUUGGACUAAAGAAACCGAAAAGGGAAGAAGAGAAGGCAAAAAGAGUUUGAUUGAGUGCAACACCUUGAUCAUCAAUCUCGGAGAAAGAGUACUUUUGAGGCCAUGAAGACAGUUGUGAUUGAUCUUGGCACAAAUAUGUCUUGGAUUUUUUGGUGGUGAUUUUGGGUGAUAGGAAACUUAUAAUGAAGAACCUUGAUCAUUUCAAGGCUAUGAUAAAGCUACUGAGUGUUGAGAAAAGUAAUGAUGUUUCCAUUAUGAUCAAGACUUUCUUAUGUGUGAUUCAAUUAGUAGAAAGAAAAAUGAAAAAAAACAAGCAGAGUUUGAUUGUGAACAGAGCAGCAAAGAAUGAUAAUAAUGACACAGAAUUAGAGCUCCUUCGAAUGAUCCUCAAGGAAGUCUUGCGCCUUGAAGUCGCUCUUUGUUGUCCCGACUUGCCUAUGGCGUUGACAGAUGAGGUGUACUUAUCCAUGGGAACUCAUCUCAGAAAUUUCUUUGAGACCAAAUUGAGUGAUGUGAGCUUGAAGAUGAAUGAGCUGAGGAUGGAAGCUGCCUUGUUGCCUGUUGUCUGAAGCCAUAAAGAGGAAAAGAAAGUGAAUUUUGUUAAGGAAACAAUAGCUCUUGGGAUUCAAAAGAUAUGGAAAAAACUUGAGCUUUGGUUAAUCAUGCUAAUUAAGAUUAUGACUGUAUCAAAUCAAACUAUUGUCUUUUUUUUGAUUAGUGAUCUUUAGUAAUGAUGGAAUGAGAAGUGAAAGUUCAAGCAUGAUAAUUUUGUUGCAUGUGUCAGACUUUAGAGCAAAUAAUGAUCUCAAAACUGUCAUUUUCUUGCUAAAGUAGUUAAUUAAUGCAAAUGGAUUUAAUGAAUGAACACAAAAA
Molecule: messenger RNA, 2653 nt
Organism: Cannabis sativa
Lineage: Eukaryota; Viridiplantae; Streptophyta; Magnoliopsida; Rosales; Cannabaceae
Exons: 2
Coding region: 201-1196 (331 amino acids)
Source: RefSeq, a predicted model, not a curated record